Aegilops tauschii subsp. strangulata is the source of this 1327-nucleotide messenger RNA. Its product is annotated as GDSL esterase/lipase At5g37690. Lineage: Eukaryota; Viridiplantae; Streptophyta; Magnoliopsida; Poales; Poaceae. Gene Ontology annotation, molecular function: hydrolase activity, acting on ester bonds. The record is from RefSeq and is a predicted model, not a curated record.
AUUACCUACCUUAAUUGCAGUCAAUGAAGGGUGUUGUUGCUGGCCUUGUCAUGGUGCUCAGUGCUCUCGCCGGUCUCCGGCCUGGCAAGACUACGAGAGCUGUGCCGGCGGUCUACGUGCUCGGGGAUUCGUCUCUGGACGUGGGCAACAACAAUUACCUGCCGGGGAACAGUGUCCCAAGGGCCAACAAGCCCUUCCAUGGCGUCGACUUCCCUGGACCCGGAGGACCAAGGCCCACCGGAAGGUUCAGCAAUGGCUACAAUGUGGCCGACUUCAUUGCCAAGAAUCUGGGGUUCGAGAGGAGCCCCCCGGCUUAUCUGUCGCUGAAAUCGCAUCGUCGUCUGAUCCGGACUGCUCUCCUCAGAGGCGUAAGCUAUGCAUCUGGAGGAGCUGGGAUUCUCGAUUCAACGGGCGCCGGAAACAACAUCCCGUUGUCGAAGCAGGUCGAAUACUUCCAUUCGACAAGAGCGGCGAUGGAGGCCAAGCUGGGCUCCGGCGUGGUGACCGACCUGCUCGCGGAAUCCUUCUUCCUCAUCGGCAUCGGCAGCAACGACCUGAUACAGUUCGUCACGGCGAAGAACAAGUCGGCGACACAGAGCGACGUGGCCGCGCUCUACGGCAGCCUCAUCUCCAACUACUCCGCCACCAUCACGGAUCUGUACAUGAUGGGCGCGAGGAAGGUCGGCAUCAUCAACGCGGGCCUGUCUGGGUGUAUCCCAAUGGCCCGCGCGGACGACGCGACCGGCGCAUGCAACGACGGCACAAACGAGCUCGCGGCCGGGUUCAAUGGCGCCCUCGAGUCCUUCCUCGCCGACCUAGCGCCCAGGCUGCCGGGCCUGGCCUACUCCCUCGCCGACGGCUUCGCCCACAGGCAAGUCCUCAUCGCCGACCCGCAGGCUGCAGGCUUCGUGAGCGCGACCAGCGCGUGCUGCGGGAGCGGGAGGCUCGGUGGGGAGGGCGAUUGCCUGCCGACGUCGAACAUCUGCCGCCACCGUGAUGGCUACGUCUACUGGGACUGGGUGCAUGCGACACAGCGGGCCGCUAAGAUGGCCGCCGAGGCGUUCUUCCAUGGCCCGGCGCAGUUUACCAUGCCUCUUACUUUCAAGCAGCUGGCAGAGAAGAAAGGGGCCGACCUAAUGGAACAAUAAACAUCCGGUGUUCUAGUAUAAUUUGCUCAGAGAGGACUUGGUUAUGUCUCGGUCGGUAUUAUAUUCGUAUGAUCUUGCAUGAAGAUCUGUGUAAUUUCUUUUCUUUUUUCUUCUUAUAUACUAUGAGACUGGCUAUGUGCCAGUUGUCUGAAUAAAAUUGGGGAUCAUUCACUUUUUCA